This is a messenger RNA of Sorex fumeus (smoky shrew), 4952 nucleotides long. It is a transcript of the gene WASF2, whose product is annotated as WASP family member 2. Gene Ontology annotation, molecular function: actin binding; Arp2/3 complex binding; protein kinase A regulatory subunit binding. Gene Ontology annotation, biological process: positive regulation of Arp2/3 complex-mediated actin nucleation; actin cytoskeleton organization. The transcript has 9 exons. The record is from RefSeq and is a predicted model, not a curated record. Bases 219 to 1718 code for a protein of 499 amino acids. Lineage: Eukaryota; Metazoa; Chordata; Mammalia; Eulipotyphla; Soricidae. Gene Ontology annotation, cellular component: cytoskeleton.
GCGGGGCCUCGCGUAAUGGCGGACGCGGGCCGGUUGAGCGCGGCUGGGGGCGUAUCGCGCUGAGCUGGGGUCCGGCAGUGUGGCUGCGCGCGACGCGGCCCGCGGGAUCACGCCCCGCGCGGUGAGGGGCGGCCGGCCGGCCCUUCUGUCGCUGCGAGCGACCGCGCGAGACCAGGUUGUUUUUCAUCAUUCAGAACAUUGCCUGAAGCAGGUCCACCAUGCCGUUAGUAACGAGGAACAUCGAGCCAAGGCACCUGUGCCGUCAGACGUUGCCUAGAGUUCCAAGCGAUCUGGAAUGCGUGACCAACAUCACCCUGGCAAAUGUCAUCCGACAGCUGGGCAGCCUGAGUAAAUAUGCAGAAGACAUUUUUGGAGAGCUCUUUACCGAAGCAAAAACCUUUGCCUCUCGGGUAAGCUCCCUUGCUGAGAGGGUCGACCACCUACAAGUGAAAGUCACUCAGCUGGAUCCCAAGGAAGAAGAAGUGUCACUACAAGGCAUCAACUCCCGGAAGGCCUUCAAGAGCUCCACCAUUCAAGACCAAAAGCUUUUUGACAGAAACUCUCUUCCAGUACCUGUCUUAGAAACGUACAACACCUGUGAUACUCCGCCACCUCUCAACAAUCUCACCCCUUACAGGGACGAUGGGAAAGAGGCACUCAAAUUCUACACAGACCCUUCGCACUUCUUUGAUCUUUGGAAGGAGCAGAUGCUGCAGGACACCAAGGAUAUCAUGAAAGAGAAGAGAAAGCACAGGAAAGAAAAGAAAGAUAAUCCAAAUCGAGGGAAUGUAAAUCCACGUAAAAUCAAAACACGGAAAGAAGAGUGGGAGAAAAUGAAGAUGGGACAAGAAUUUGUGGAAUCCAAAGAAAAGUUGGGGCCUUCUGGGUAUCCACCCACCUUGGUGUACCAGAAUGGCAGCAUCGGUUCUGUGGAAAACAUGGACUCUGUCAGCUACCCACCACCACCACAGACAGACGCUACUUCUCCGCCUUCUCCGUCCUUCUCUGAGGACAGCUUGCCUCCCCCGCCAGCUGAAUUCAGCUAUUCGUCAGACAACAACCAAGGGGGGUCUGGCUUGGUCGGAGCCAAACGGUCCAGUGUGGUCAGCCCGAGCCACCCACCACCAGCCCCUCCUGUGCUGUCCCCACCAGGCCCCAAACCGGGCUUUGCUCCCCCGCCUGCGCCUCCGCCGCCGCCGCCUCCCGUCAUGGGCAUUCCACCCCCUCCGCCUCCUGGAGGCUUCGUGUCUGCAGGGACCCCUCCACCACCUUCGCCCCCAUCCUUCCCACCUCACCCUGAUUUUGCUGCCCCUCCCCCGCCUCCCCCGCCACCGGCCGCUGACUACCCAACCCUGCCGCCGCCUCCUUUGUCCCAGCCAGCAGGGGGAGCACCGCCCCCUCCGCCCCCUCCGCCUCCCCCAGGCCCCCCUCCUCCCCUGUUCAGCGGCGUGGAUAGCCAGCCUGCCCCCCCACCUCCACCUUCCGAUGCUGCCAAGCCCAAGUCUAAUUUGCCUCCCGUGAGCGAUGCCCGCAGCGACUUGCUUUCAGCCAUUCGUCAAGGCUUUCAGCUGCGCAGGGUUGAGGAACAACGGGAACAAGAGAAGCGGGAUGUGGUGGGCAAUGACGUGGCCACCAUCCUGUCACGCCGCAUUGCUGUGGAGUACAGCGACUCGGAAGAUGACUCCUCUGAGUUUGAUGAGGAAGACUGGUCGGAUUAACGCCUCCUGGCCGCUCCCCACCUUCUUCUUCCUUCCUACUUGCUUUCUUUGAUGCCCACCCCGGCGAUCUCAUGGGGGGUGGGAAAGGGAGGGAAAAAAGGAAUUUCAAGGGGCCAAAGUCUUCCCUGAAGCAACCAAAGAUGUAUCCAAGUGCUUCCUCCAGAUCAAUGUCUGUUUUCCACCCCCGCCCCCGCCCCCAUAGUCAGGCCCUGUGGAGCUCCUGGGGUUUAGUAGCUUAGACAUUCCCUCUUCCUUCCCUUCAUAUUUUUAAGCAGAGCUCUUUGAAUGGUUUGAAAUUGGAGUUGGUGCCUUCCCCUAGGAGCCAUUUUCCACAGUGGACUUCCACAAGGCUUAGCUUUCAGCUACUUCAAAUAAUGCCGGCCACCCCUGGCCCCGCGGCCGGCGCGAGCACGCUUUCCUGGGCACCGCUUCCCGGCGGUCAGAUCAGCAGGGGAGGCUCCCUUUGGCUAAGCAGUUUCUAUGUCUGGGUGCCCUUUUUUUCCAGGCUCCGCCAGGCCCCUCAGGAAUGUCUCACUCCUCCGCCCAGAAAUUACGCCCUUCAGAAGGCCGAGCUCGUUGCCUCGUGCCCAGGGACCUUCUGAAGAAUGUGAUGUCCGGGUGUUCCGGAAGUGCCCCGCCCUCACCUCCAAGUGCCACCUGGCACUGCCUCCCACUUCUAACCCCCGACACUCAUGACCAAAUUAGCCCCGCCACACAGGGGCCGGGGCCUCUGCUGGCCGUCGAGACCCGGAACUGGAGGAGUGCUGGGACUCCGGGUCUGACCCACCGAGCGUGACGUGGGAAGAGACUUGCUCGGGGGCACAGGGUUGGGUGGUGAUAGGGAGACCCCAGGGUCCCUGAUUCCAAGGCACCUGUGCUUUCUGGGACCAAAUCGCGGGCCCCUGUUGUCGUCCGGGUGUUGCUUCUCCAGCCCUCACCGCAGGUGGGCUCCCAGUGGUGGGGCGGGGCUCCUGAACCCGGCCUCUCGGCGUCCCACAAUCCUUGGCUCCCGGUGUCCCAUCACUCCCCUCCCGCAUGACCUUGGGGCCUGGAGACAGUGAGAGGAGGAAGCAGCUCGGCAGCUUCUGACAGGUGCUGUUUUCAAUUCCUCUCAGCUCCCCCUCCUUUUUAUUUCCCCAAUUUAAGCCCAGGCUCUGCCAAGUGUAGCAACUUCAGUCCCUCAGGCUGGCAGCCUCUGUUGGUAGCCGCGAGGGGGGCUGCGAGGCAGAGGGGCUCUGGGCCUGUGUCUAGCUGCCCCUUUUCCCUGCACACGGUCAUGUUCCCCGCUCAGGCCCCUUCCCCGGAGCUAACACACAGGUGCUAUUAUUCAGGGAGAAAACUGGUCAGCUGUGGCCAGCAGUGAGGUCCCUUCUCUUCCGUCCGAACUAUUGUGCAGCCUCUUGUGCUGAAACCGGCUUCUCCUGGCUUCUCGAGCUUUCAGAGCCCUGAAACAAAGAGAAACAGGAUCUGUCUCUGCCCAGCGCAGCAAAUGGUUGUAGUAAUUGCCAAAGCUCUUGUAAACCCCUCCGGCUGGAGGAGAGCAUGUAAUCACGGGUCCUGCCGCGGUGCCCUGGCUGAACGCUCCCCCUCUCCUCCCUUCCUUGAACUCGGGGCCUGGGAACUGAGCCGGGAGGUGCCAGCAGGCCCUCUGCUCGGCUGCUCCGGCCCGUGCCCUCCUCCCUCUCCCUAGCUCAGGUGUCUCUGGCACUGGGCUGGCACCAGGCUCCAGCGCAGAGCUGAGCAGGCUCUGUGCCUCUGCCUUGUUCCCCAGCCUGCUCUGUGGAUGCCGAAGGUGCUUUCUCAGAGCCCUGAGGGGCCGGAGAGGCAGCCGAGGGCAGUGGUUCUCCCAGAGAGGAGCCCUGGGGCCCAGCCAGGCCAGGGUUUGCGCCUAAUGGCUUUGACUAAAUUACCCCUCCCCCUCCUUUCCGGAAAGGGGGAGCCAGCACCACUCGCCAGGGUUCUGCUCUGACCUUGAGAGGGGCGGCGUUGGCCUGGCUUGUGGAAUGGACAGCGUCUGCUGUCCGUCCGCAGUGGAAAGGGCUGGGGGGCAGGAGGAGGUGGGGAGGGGCGCCGCCUGCGGAAGGUAGGAUUAGAUCAUUAGCUCAGUGACCUCCUAGGGUUUCGAUGUGCUGUGUUCUCAUCCUACAGCUGGUUUGGUAAUGAUCUGCAAGUCCCGGAGAGCAACAGCACAGCUCUGCCUGACGCUCUCAUUAAAAUCUAUGCAGCCAAGCUCGGCGCUUUGUAGCAGCCGGCCUUGCGGAGCCUCCUCAGCUUGGGGGGGCUGGGGACCCAGUCAGCCGAGAGGCCCUCUGGGCUCUCCUUAUGCAUAUGUGCACCAAAAAAAAAGCUUCUUUAAACCCAAAGCCCUUUAGGAUGAUAAAGGAUCCUGUGCAGGUAAUUGUGUGUUUUCGGAACCCUGUAAUGUAGAAUGCAGAGUUUAGUGAUUAUUUAAACUGGGCUGAGGCCGGUAGGAGUGUGAAACAAUGGCCCAUAAGGACUCUUCCUGCUGAAGCCUGGGAGCCGCCUCCCUCCCUGGGCCUGCCGCGUUCCUGGGGCCCCGGGGCCCAGCCUGCCGCUCCAUGUGGAGGCCUGUGGCUACUCAGCCAGGGACUGAGAUGACACAUUCCAGAGGGGGGCAGGGGCCGCACGGGUGGGCUCGGGGAUCCCUCGGAGGCUCAGAGCAGCUGCCCAGGCCCCAGCUUGCCUCCGACAGAAGCUCAGGCGCCCUCGGAGACGACCCUGGCCAGUAUCACCGGCAGAGCCGAGGCGGUGUUGUCAGGCCGAGUGGGGAAUCUCUUCCCGCGGCGCCGACCCUCUGACGCGGCUGCCGGCUUGGACAGACUAAGGCCCGUGGCGCUGGUGACCCUGUUCCAGGAUUCCCACCGGACCCGGCCCUCGGCCUCCCCUCCACCACAGCCCGUCGCCGGACCUCAGGGCAGCCAGGGCUGGUACCCCAGGUCAGAGACUUUGGCUCAGGAGACACGAAAGCAGCAGACUUUGAGCGGGGCGCAGCCCUUCCGCGGGACCAGGUGCCACCCAGAGACCCACCUCGUCUUGUGCCUCGGAGAGGAAUAGGGAACAAUUUAUUAUUGUAUUAACUUGACUCAAUUAACUCACUUGAGAAACUAACCAAUUUUUACUUUCCGUCUAGAAUGUUGUACAUGUAGGAAAAUAAGCCGUAAUGCUCCCAAAGUGCCUUGUUUUCUCUGACAUAAAUAUAUUUAUAAGGACCGA